AUGGCGCCAAAGCUCGCCUCCAGCGGCGAGACGGCCGCGCUCAUUCGCUCGCUUCAGGAAAUGUCCGUCGAGCAACAAGCUGUCCUGGCACAGAAGUCCGUCACACUGCUUGGUGAGUUGAAUAUCCAAACAGGGCUCGCAAGAUCGCAAGAUGCGUGUUCUUUUGCGACCCUGCUCACGCGAAGCAUCAAAUUGUCUUCUCCGUGAUCGUUACAGAUGUCCAAGGUCGUCCAGAUGUGGGAGGCACAAAAGUAAGCAACACUUCUCAGUCCCAUCCUAUGCUUACUCGUCAACGUCGUGCUGAUUCCUUGUCAUCGUCAUCCACGUCCGAAAGGGUCGUCCUAUCACUCUGUAUGCCAACAUGUACAGUCUUGGUAUCGCAGGUCAAGCUGCUAAUAGUGGUGGUAACAAGCCAUCGGCUCGAGGUGGUCGUGGCGGUGCGACAUCGGCCCGUGGGGGCCGCGGUGGAGCUGUGAGCUCCCGUGGCUCUGGCACCGGCAAAGCUGUGCGAGAAGUCUUUCAUUACGAUGUCAUCAUCGAGUCCGUCCCUUAUACAGGCGAUGAUGGAAAGUGAGUGAAUCGAUCGAGUAAUGACUCACCUCCCAGGCGAGCUGUCGUUGACCAGGGCCCGACUCCUCUCCCUACAAGGACUCGCGGCACCCCGAAGAAAGACGACUUUCCGCCGCGCGUCAAUCACGAUGUGCUUGAGCAUGGCCUAGCUCAAGCCGUCAAGCGAGGCGAGAUCACCCAGGAGAUAGCUACCAGUGUGGCGUACGAUGGGCGCAAAAAUGCCUACUCGCCAACGGAGCUACCAAUCGACAAGAACCAGCUCAAUGUCGAACUUCCGCCCAAGCCAAUCAUCGGCGCCAAGACCGAGCAGCCAUCCGGAAAAGAACGCCCUCGUCAGUUUAAGCUGACUUUCACUCAGGUUGCCACGGUGGACUUUGAAAUCCUAGAGCCCUUCUGCGCUGGCGAUCGCAACACCAUCCAUGCCGGCGGCGCUACGACGAAUGAAAAGGUCACAACGGCUCUUCAAGCUCUCGAUGUCCUCGUUCGCCACGAUCCAGCAAAGAAGUACAAGGCUCACGGUGGAGGAGGUCGACGCUUUUUUGAUCCCAAGCUUGCCGUCAAGAUCAGCGGUGGAGCCGAAGUCUACAAGGGUUUCUUCGCCAGCAUUCGUCCAACCAUGUCUGGCCCCGUUCUUAACAUCGACGUCGCCUUUAGCGCUUUUGUGAGCGGUGGUGAUUUCCUCACCGUCGCUGCUGAGGUGCUAGGGCUCGGCGGCGGUGGAGGAGGUGGUCGUGGCGGCCGCGGCGGCGGUGACCGUGGUGGCCGUGGUGGUGGCCGUGGUGGUGGGCGUGGCGGACCUCCUCCCGGCGCUCAUGGUGGAGGCUCUUUGCGCCUCGAUCCGAGACAACAGCAAGAGCUGCGCAAGCGCCUCAGAAUGGUGCAAAUUCAGGUUACGCACCGACCGUCGAACAAGCUGCAGAUCUUCAAAGGAUUUUCGCCCCGACCGGCGAAUCAGACCAUGUUCAACUUGCAAGACGGCACACAGGUGAGACUCGCACGAGCCGUCGCCAUGACAGCUGAACUUACUGAUCUGCUUUGCUCGAACAUCAGACUUCCGUCGCGGACUACUUCUUCAAGACGUACAGCAUUCGUCUACGCCAUCCAGAUCUGCCUUGCCUUCUCCUCGGCGGCAACGGCACCUUCGUGCCACCCGAGCUAGCAAGCAUUGUCCCUGGUACCCCAAUGAAUCCCUUGAAGCUCAGCGUGGAUCAGGUGCGUCGUCCGUUGCAACUUCGUUCUCGUGCGGCAUGGUGCAACGACUGAUCUCCAACCUUGACCGUCACAGAUAUCUGACAUGCUGAAGAUCAGCGCUCAGAAGCCGGCAGAGCGUGCAGGCCGCAUCGCCGAGAUUCGCAGCAAUGAACUCGCCAUUGAGAAAUCUGCUCGCGUCCAAAGCUGGGGUCUCGACCUGUCGCCGACGCCCAUGGAAGUUACCGGUCGUGUGCUGGCGCCGCCGAAGGUCGAAUACGGACAAGGCCGAGUUCCUGCACCUAUCAACGGAUCCUGGAACCUCAAAGCAGUCAAGUUCGCUAGCUGCCCCUACCAGCUCAUGACAUGGUCUGUAGUCAACUUCACUCGAGCUCCUGACCAGGUCGUGCAAUCCUUCGUCCGUGCCUUCGUGGGGCAUAUGCGUGACCUGGGCAUGGGUGUGAGUAAAUCAUUGGGCGCGACCUCGAGACGCGAUGCUGAUCAAUUCUCCGAACAAACGCCUUCAGAUUCUCGAGGACCAGCCAGCAAUUUUUCGCGGAGAUCCAUUCGACAGUGGUCUCAUUCAGGGCGCUCUGAACAACGCAGGCCGCGAGGCCUUUCAGCAAGCCAAAAAGAAAUUUGCCGGCAAAGCUGUGCCACCACAAUUGUUCCUUUGCGUGAUGGAUCGAUCAGAUGCACCUUUCUACGACCAGAUCAAGCGCACCUGCGCCCUUUUUUUAGCGAGCCCAGUGCCAUCGCAGGUCGUCAAUGCGAAGAAGGCGUUUAACGACCGUGGCCAGCCACAAGUGAGUCUAUUCGCUUUCAUCCGCCAACCGUUCGAGAACGUGCUUAACCUCCGCCAUGUCCACCCAGUACUGCGCCAACGUCGCUAUGAAAGUGAACGUGAAGCUAGGAGGUCAGAAUCAGGUGUGUGCCGCGCUUCGCUUCUCAUAACGAUGCACACGCGACGUACUCAUACUUCGUGAUGCCCAUCUGCAGAUCAUUGCUGGGCCACAGAACUUGCCUGGACUUCCUCCGCAAGCCAUGCUGAUCGGAGCCGACGUUUCUCACGGGUCGCCUGGCUCGACACUUCCAAGUAUCGCCGCCUCUGUCGGUACUAUGGACGCGAAGCGAUCUCGCUAUAGCAGCGAGGUUCGUGCUCAGUCCAACAAACGUGGUGGCGCGCAAGAAGUUAUCUUGGACGCAAAGAACAUGUUCCUUGGACAUCUGAAACGUUGGAAGGAUUCUGCGCCACCCUCUGCUAUUCUAGUACUACGCGACGGUGUUUCCGAAGGACGUGAGUUGAACGCGACUGAUUCGCCGCACCUUUCAACGAGAUCGUUGAUGAUGACUUUCCUUCUCUUCAGAAUACGUGCAAGUCGUCGAAGCCGAGUACAAGGCUCUCCGCGAGGCUUGCCGCGAGUGGAGACCGAACUUCCAAGUGCCAAUCACUUACAUCAUCUGCGCAAAGCGACACCACAUUCGCUUCUUUGCACGCAAUCCGAACGACAACGACCAGCGCUCGCAAUGUCUGCCAGCUGGAACAGUAGUGGACACUGAGAUCAUGCAUCCAUUUGGUUGGAGCUUCUGGCUACAGGCUCAUGGAGGCUUGGUUGGCACGCCACGCCCUACUCACUACGUCGUCCUGCGCGACGAGAACAAGUUCACCUCUGACAACCUGCAGCAAUGCAUCAACAGUCUCUCAUACAGCUUCCCUCGUGCAACGAAGGCAGUAAGCUUGGCUCCUCCGGCUGUUCUAGCCGACCUCCUUGCGGUGAGUGUGCCUUAAUACUCUGGCGAAAGCCAGUUACAAGAGAGCUGACUUUCGUCUCAUUCGCCAUUGCGCAGGAGAAGGCCCGUGCGCUGAUCCACGGCGAAGCUAUGUCAGACGUAGAGAGCAGCACGCAGGCGUCUUCGGUUGCGCCAACCGAUCUUAGCGAAGCCGAGGCCCGUGCUGUGAUGAAACAAUUGGAGCGAGGCGCAAACAACCACUUCGUGGAGUACCAGUGGUACCUCUGA
Ceraceosorus bombacis is the source of this 3777-nucleotide messenger RNA. The record is from the annotation of a GenBank genome assembly. NCBI's taxonomy places the organism in Eukaryota, Fungi, Basidiomycota, Exobasidiomycetes, Ceraceosorales, Ceraceosoraceae.